AUGAAAAACAGUGUGGCUCGUACUCAGCCUGUUCGUCAUUAUGCUAAUUUUCCUCCAGAUAACAAUUUACCAUUGGCUAUAGGGGCUAAUUUUCAUGAUGAUCCACUUUGUCGUGAUACUCUACGAAAAAGUCAUACAUUGCUCUUACCUAAAGAUGUGGAUUAUGCCCCUCAUACUGAGUAUGUUUAUAAUGGCGGUGAUUUUACUCGAGAUAGAAAAGGAAUGACUAAAUCUACAGCUGAUGAUGAUGAAAGUGAUGAUGAAAAUGUAUUUGAUGGAUGGCUUUCUGCAAGUUUUGAUGAACCAAAUGCUGGAAAAGAUCAUAUAGUUCGUUUUCUCGCAUACUUUGUUGAAAAUAUUCCUGAAAGUCCUAAUGAAACUACUAUUGUAAGAAAAGUAUGUAUUCGUUAUUAUACACAAGAUAAUAGUAUAUCAGUUAUUGAAGGAAAACAGGAUAACAGUGGUAUUGUACAAUCUGUAAUUUUAUCACGUCGACAAGUACCUAAGAAAAGUGAUGAUGUUACUAAUCUUGUUACUCUUGAUGAUUUUCAUAUUGGAGAUUCUAUAAAAUUAUAUCAAAGAGAAUAUCAUAUUCUUGAUAUGGAUACUAGAAGUCGAUUAUAUUAUGAAAAAAUAAGAGGAGAAAAGGUUCCAGAAGCAUUACCUUGGCCAAUGGAAUUAGAUAAAUUUACUACUGUUAUGCAAGAACGUCUUUCAAAAAGUACUCAUCGAAUGGCAACUUCUGAAGAUAUGGAUAGAAAACGAGCAAUUGAACAACAACUUACAGGAAUCUACACAAAACAUGCAACAGAAGAUAUUAUUGAAGCUCAAAAGUUUUUAAAACAUAAUAUUAAUGAGCAUUUAACAUUCCUUGCAUUAUGGGAUGAUCGAGAAAAUUUAAGUGGAGAUUUACGUUAUUGUGCAAUUCGUAUUUAUCUUGAAAAUGAUACUGUGGAAAUUAUGGAAAACAGACCUGAAAAUUCUGGACGUGAUGGUAGUAUAAUACUUUUACGUCGUCAACGUGUUCCUCGUCCUGGAGUAGAUAUUCAAAAAUCUCGUUUUCAAGAACAUACUUUUGGUGUAAUUAUGAAACGUGAUUUUCUUGUUGCUGAAGAUAUUCAAAUUGGUUCAACAUAUAUUAUUCAUGGAAGACCUUAUUAUAUUUAUGAUGCUGAUACUUCUACUCGUGAAUAUAUGAAGAAAGAAUAUGGUAUUGAACUUGCUCCUGCAGUGGAUAUUAAUCCAUUUAUUAAAUCUGAUAUGAAAGAACCUGUAAGAUUUUAUCCUCCUCCUCCUAAUGGAUUUGGUAGUGAACGUGAAAAACGUGCUAACUGGGUUAGUUUAACAGCGAAACCACCAAGACAAGAUCUUGCUAAAUGGGAAAAAGAAAAAGGACGAGUCAUGCGUUUUUUGGCAAAACUUUCAAAACCAUUGGUUCCUGGAGAUGAAAAAAGAGAAUUUGUUAUUUCUUUUCAUCGUGCAACAGAUGAAUUGGAAAUUUUUGAAAAACCAGAAAGAAAUUCUGGUUUUAUUGCAGGACGUUUUCUUGCAAAAGGAAUUUAUAGAAAAGAAUUACCAAAUGGUUCAUCAACUCUUUACACACCAGAUGAUUUUGAAGUUGGCAAAGAAAUUAUUAUAAUGGAAAGACCUUUUAAAUUACUUGCAAUGGAUGAGGAAACAAAACGAAUUCUUGAAGAUAAAGAAACUUCAACUAAUGAAACUCGUAUGAAGGAAUUACUUCUUUUAUUUAAACAACAAGUACAUUUAAAGUUUCUUCGUGUUCAUGAAGCUUAUUGUUCUCUUGCUCCUGGUGGUGUACUUGGUUACCGUCAGGUUCGUGAAUUUUUACGAUCAUGUAGUUGUACAAUAACAGAUGAAGAAGCCAUAUUAUUGGUACAAAAUAUUGCUCCAUCCAGUAAAGGUAUAAUUUCUUUUGAACAAUUUCUAGAAGUGGUAAAUGUUACUUCUUCAGGUCAUAUGGAUGAAGCAUCACUUACAACACGUUCAGUAAAAUCAGUUAAUAUGAAAAGAGAUGACACCUUACGAGCUACUGCAUUAAAAGCGGAAGAUCUUCGACGAAAAAGAGAACUUGAACUUGAAUUACGACAUAAAUUAACUCAAAGAAGAGGAACUACUCAAGAACAAUUUCGUCUUUUAGGUUGUCAUAGCGCAACAUCAAGAUUAAAUAGAGAUGUAUUUAGACGUUCACUAAAUGAAAUUAUGCAUUUUAAUGUUUCUAAGAAAGAUGAAGAUAUGUUGGUAUCUAUUUUAUUUGAUGGUCGUGAAGAUGAAAACGGUGAUAUCACUUACAAGCAAUUUCAAGAGUUUACUGAUGUUGAUAGAAUAUUGUAA
Messenger RNA from Trypanosoma theileri, 2352 nucleotides. RefSeq names its product protein associated with the ribbon compartment of flagellar microtubule. The transcript has a single exon. The record is from RefSeq and is a predicted model, not a curated record. NCBI's taxonomy places the organism in Eukaryota, Euglenozoa, Kinetoplastea, Trypanosomatida, Trypanosomatidae. Bases 1 to 2352 code for a protein of 783 amino acids.